UUCCUCCCCCUUGUAAUAUCAUCUAUCAGUUUGGUGGUUUACUUGUUUCAGUUUCAAGUUCCUUGAGAAGAUCUUGAACCCCAAAUCAGCUCUUUUUCUAUUAACUUAUACUUCAUCUCAUGGCUGCCAAUUUCUGGACUUCCUCUCACUGGAAACAACUACUAGAACAGGAAGAAGUUGAUGUGGUUCACUCGCCUGAUAAGGAAAGGGGUCUUACUGUUGAGGAAUUUAAGUACAUUAAGAUGCAUAUGGCUAAUUAUAUCUGGAAGCUGGCUCAACUUGUUAAAGUAAGGCAAAGGGUGGUAGCUACUGCAGUUGCUUACAUGAGGCGUGUUUAUACAAGAAAAAGUAUGACGGAGUAUGAUCCUCGUCUUGUUGCUCCAUCGUGCUUGUAUUUGGCCUCAAAAGCAGAAGAAAGCACAGUCCAAGCUAGACUUCUUGUGUUUUACAUUAAAAAACAAUAUUCGGAUGAGAAGUAUCGAUUUGAAAUCAAAGAUAUUCUUGAAAUGGAAAUGAAGAUUCUAGAAGCUCUUGAUUAUUAUUUGGUUGUGUACCACCCUUACCGGCCGUUGUCCCAGUUACUUCAGGAUGCAGGGAUGACAGAUAUGACUCAUUUAUCAUGGGGUCUUGUAAAUGAUACAUAUAAGAUGGAUCUCGUUCUCAUCUACCCUCCGUAUAUGAUCGCAUUGGCAUGUAUAUAUAUCGCAAGUGUACUCAAAGAUAAAGACACCACAGCAUGGUUCGAAGAGCUUCGUGCUGAUAUGAACGUGGUGAAGAACAUCUCAAUGGAGAUACUGGACUUCUACGAUAACCACAAGAUUCUUCCGGAGGAUAGGACCAAUGCGAUUUUCAAUAAAAUAUCAAAGUCGUAAUAUUUGCUGAAGCUGCCUUGAUUCUCCUGUACGAGUUUGUUUGUAAAGAGAAAAAUGGAAAAUGUACCCUUUUUGUACUUUUUCUUUUACCACCAAUGCAUGAGAGCAUUGAGAGGCAAAAUGUUAAAUGACCCUUCAUUCUUUGGGUUGUGAAAAUUGAGCUCCCAAUUUCUAGUAUAAUGGCUGUCUAGGUGGUUGCUUGGUGUAUCUACAUUCAUUUUCAGCUAAUAUAAGCAUGCCAAGUUUUUCUGACUA
Molecule: messenger RNA, 1127 nt
Organism: Papaver somniferum (opium poppy)
Lineage: Eukaryota; Viridiplantae; Streptophyta; Magnoliopsida; Ranunculales; Papaveraceae
Product: cyclin-C1-1-like
Exons: 9
Coding region: 120-872 (250 amino acids)
Biological process (GO): positive regulation of transcription by RNA polymerase II
Cellular component (GO): nucleus; mediator complex
Molecular function (GO): cyclin-dependent protein serine/threonine kinase regulator activity
Source: RefSeq, a predicted model, not a curated record